Molecule: messenger RNA, 1966 nt
Organism: Neltuma alba
Lineage: Eukaryota; Viridiplantae; Streptophyta; Magnoliopsida; Fabales; Fabaceae
Product: protoporphyrinogen oxidase, mitochondrial-like
Exons: 18
Coding region: 61-1689 (542 amino acids)
Biological process (GO): porphyrin-containing compound biosynthetic process
Cellular component (GO): chloroplast thylakoid; chloroplast
Molecular function (GO): protoporphyrinogen oxidase activity, oxygen as acceptor
Source: RefSeq, a predicted model, not a curated record
AAUGAGAAUCUAGACUGCAAACGAGAAGUUGGAUAAAAAUGGUGGGCGACUGAAAGCGACAUGGUUUUGGGCGCCUCGUCAAGUGUUUCCCGCAUCCCCCACCACCAAACCCCGCCUAAAUUGACUCCAUAUCAGCCUUCCUGUGUCAGCGGCUCAGACCCGCGACGAAGAAACACAGAAAUGGCCUCCACUGCAAAAGAUGACAAGUCAAGAUCUGUGAAAAGAGUCGCUGUUGUUGGAGCUGGGGUAAGUGGGCUUGCAGCGGCUUACAAAUUAAAAUCACAUGGGCUGGAUGUCACUGUAUUUGAAGCUCAAGAAAGAGCUGGAGGGAAGUUAAGAAGCGUUUCACAGGAUGGCCUAAUUUGGGAUGAGGGAGCAAAUACAAUGACUGAGAGUGAAAUGGAGGCUAAAGCUUUGAUCAAUGAUCUUGCGCUUGAAGAAAAGCAGCAAUUUCCAAUUUCACAGCAUAAGCGCUAUAUUGUGCGAAAUGGCAGACCCCUUUUGGUACCAACAAAUCCUGUUGCACUGCUUACAAGCAAACUCCUUUCUUCACAAUCAAAGUUCCAGGUCAUUUUUGAACCAUUCAUGUGGAAAAAGAAUGAUCCAGCUAAUGUGCAUGGUGAACAUGCAGAAGAAAGUGUUGGCAGUUUCUUUCAGCGUCAUUUUGGUAAAGAGGUUGUGGACUAUCUUAUUGAUCCUUUUGUUGCGGGUACAAGUGCUGGAGAUCCCGAAUCUCUUUCUAUGCACUAUUCUUUUCCAGAGCUAUGGAACUUAGAGAAAAGGUUUGGCUCUCUUAUAGCUGGGGCUUUGCAAUCGAAGUUGUUUGUCAAAAAGGAAAAAACUGGAGGAACUAAGGGUGCAUUGGGAAACAAGAAACCUAAGCGGGGUUCGUUUUCUUUCUAUGGUGGCAUGCAGACUCUGACUAAUACACUGUCGAAAGAGCUUGGCAAAGAUAACCUGAAAUUGAAUACAGAGGUUUUGUCAUUAUCUUACUGUCAUGGCGGAAGUUCCUCAUCAGACAAGUGGUCAAUCACUUGUUCUUCUAAUCAGGACACACACGUUGUAGAUGCUGUAAUCAUGACGGCUCCUCUAUCUAAUUUCAAAGAUAUGAAGAUUACAAACAGGGGAAACCCCUUUUCACUUGAUUUUCUUCCUGAGGUCACCUAUAUGCCGCUAUCUGUCAUAAUUACCACCUUUAAGAAGGAGAACGUUAAGAGACCCCUGGAGGGCUUUGGAGUUCUUGUUCCUUCUAAUGAGCAACAACAUGGUUUAAAAACCCUUGGCACACUAUUUUCCUCCAUGAUGUUUCCUGAUCGUGCACCCAGUAAUUUAUAUCUUUAUACAACCUUCAUUGGGGGAAGUCGAAACAGGGAACUGGCACAUGCUUCAACUGAUGAGCUAAAGCAGGUUGUUACCUCUGACUUGAGAAAGUUGUUGGGAGCAGAGGGGGAACCCACUUUUGUCAACCAUUUCUAUUGGAGCAAAGCAUUUCCUUUAUAUGGGCAUAACUAUGGGUCAGUUCUAGAAGCAAUUGACAAAUUGGAAAAGGAUCUUCCCGGAUUUUUCUAUGCAGGUAACCACAAAGGUGGGCUCUCAGUUGGCAAAGCAAUUACUUCGGGAUGCAAAGCAGCUGAUCUUGUAAUUUCCUACCUAAACUCCGCUUCAGAAGACGGAGUGCCUAGUGAUUAGCAAGUGACUAGUAUUGUAAUCCUAGAUUUCACUAGUUUACGCUUGCUAUUUUCCAUACUGUUAACAAUUUCAGAAUUGUUCUCCUUGCACCCUGCAACUAUUCUCCAUUCUGGAUUUGGGGUAGGAAGCGAAAGAAAUCUUAUGCAGAGAGAACCUUCCGCCCAAAAACAAAAGGGCAAAGAAAAAGAAGGAAGAAAAUGGGCCCAUCGUUAUUUUAAUCUCCUCCCCUCCCAAAGAAAGCAAAAAAUAAAAGAGAGAAAGAAUCUGAUUCUUUGUC